AAUAAUGUCCAAUAAAGGACAAAUUCAGGUCAUUUUUGGGCCAAUGUUUUCUGGAAAGUCGACAGAAUUAAUUAGAAGAGUGAGACGCUUGGCAAUUGCGCAGUCAUCCUGUUUGGUGAUAAAGUAUGCAAAAGAUACUCGGUAUGAAAAAGAAAUGCUAGCAACUCACGACAAUAGCACAAUGGCGGCUGUCGCGGUCACCAAACUGAGCGAAAUCGAAAAGUUAUCCAAAAGUUUCUCUGUUAUUGGAAUUGACGAAGGUCAGUUUUUCGACGACAUCGUUAGCUUUUGUGAGAAGUCUGCGAAUGCAGGAAAGACCGUUAUAGUCGCAGCGUUAGACGGGGACUUCCUGCGACAUGGAUUCAACGACAUUCUUAACCUGGUACCGCUAGCCGAAAGUGUCAUCAAACUUAACUCAGUGUGCAUGUUGUGUUAUGGCGACGCUUCUUUUACUAAAAGAAUCGGAACAGAAAUGACGCUUGAGGUUAUAGGAGGCAGCGACAAAUAUAUCGCUGCUUGUAGAUCAUGUCAUUCGAAGCAACUGCUUUCUCCUUUAACGCCUAGUGUAAUGAUUAAUGGAAAUCACACGCAGUUAAGAGAUUGCGUUUUGUUAAAUAAAGCUGACUUUGUCAAAAAUUUAUCAGAAAAUAAGGAGAACAUCCGAAAAACCGAAUCAAAUAGUUUAAGCUGAAAUUUGUAUUGAAGUCAUGUUGUUUGAAGUUUGUGCAGUUAUGUUGUUUGAAUUUUGCUUAC
Messenger RNA from Symsagittifera roscoffensis, 753 nucleotides. Its product is annotated as thymidine kinase, cytosolic-like. The transcript has 2 exons. The coding region runs from base 5 to 691 and encodes 228 amino acids. Gene Ontology annotation, biological process: thymidine metabolic process. The record is from RefSeq and is a predicted model, not a curated record. Lineage: Eukaryota; Metazoa; Xenacoelomorpha; Acoela; Convolutidae. Gene Ontology annotation, molecular function: thymidine kinase activity; ATP binding.